Pelobates fuscus (common spadefoot toad) is the source of this 2641-nucleotide messenger RNA. It is a transcript of the gene EEPD1, whose product is annotated as endonuclease/exonuclease/phosphatase family domain containing 1. The coding region runs from base 564 to 2249 and encodes 561 amino acids. The record is from RefSeq and is a predicted model, not a curated record. Gene Ontology annotation, molecular function: DNA binding. The transcript has 7 exons. Gene Ontology annotation, biological process: DNA repair. NCBI's taxonomy places the organism in Eukaryota, Metazoa, Chordata, Amphibia, Anura, Pelobatidae. Gene Ontology annotation, cellular component: plasma membrane.
UGGCUGAGCAGCGGGGAGGUGCCAGGAUCAGGGGGGAGGCGGAUCAUGUGCUCGGAGCUCUGUAACACAGGCACUCAGUGGAGGAAGCAGCCCGGGACAAGCAGGGCUGGGGAAGAAGUGGAGCCGCACUCUGCAAACAGGGGAUGCUUCAAUCACCAUCACUACCCCGGACCAGUGUGGACCAACCACUGCCACCCGCCAUUGGUGCUCACAAGAUACCACAGCCUGACAUCCUCCUGUCAAUAGUACCAAGUACUCGUGGGGUUAUCCAAACGACGCAUCUACUUGUGAUGUAGUGCUAUGCCUGUUUGUACAUGGAUAUUUACAUUAUCUCAGUGCCCUAUAGUGUCUGUCCAUGCAUACCUUCGUAGCGAUAUACGCUGCACUUGGAAUCUUUGGAAUUAUAUAUUUGUAUAAUAUUUUAUUGUUAAUGUUACAAUUCUUAUUUUAGAAUUGUAGGGGAAAACACUUGCUGCUUACUGCUGCUGCUGCUGUUUUUGUUUGAUUUUUUGUAGUUUUUACAUUUUAUUAUUAUUAGUUGUUUUUAUUGGUGGGGUUUGAGGAUGGGGGGCAAUCUUGGGUGCCAUAGGUCUAUCCCUAAGGACCCAUCUGAUCUAUGUCAGAAGAACCGCAAGUACAGUGCAGCCUGCAACUUCAGCAACAUCCUGGUGAGUCAGGAGAGGCUGAAUAUCAAUACAGCUACUGAGGAGGAACUAAUGACCCUUCCAGGGGUGACCAGGCAGGUGGCACAGAACAUAGUGGAGUACAGGGAGUACAUUGGAGGGUUUAAGAAGGUGGAGGACCUUGCACUGGUCAGUGGGGUUGGUGCUGCCAAGUUGGAACAGGUUAAAUUUGAAAUCUGUGUCAGUAGCAAAAGUGGCUCUGCCCAACAUUCACCCAACUCGCUGAAGAAGGACUUAGAACAUGGGCACCAUGGCCAGCACUUAAGUGCAACAAGGGUGAACAUUAAUACUGCCACUGCUCCCCAGCUUUUGUGCCUCAGGGGAAUUACAGAGGAGAUGGCACAAGACAUUGUCCAAUAUCGCAGCCAACAUGGCCCGUUAAAGAGCAUUGAGGACUUGGUCAAGGUGGAAUCUGUUACAAUUUCUUUCUUGGAUAAGAUCAGGCACCAGGUCUAUGUACAGAGAUCUCGACCGCCAUCCACACAUACCAAUGGAGGGCUACAUUUCAUGGCCAAGCCUCAUCCUAGCCCUACUUCACUGAGUCUACAGAGUGAGGACUUAGACUUUCCACCUGGCGGACCAACCCAACUAAUCUCUACUCGCCCAACUGUGGAGAUUUUUGGAGGUGUCAGGGAAGGGAAGCCUGUCCUCAGGCUGGCCUCUUGGAAUCUUCAAAACUGUAGCCUGGACAAGGCAAGCAACCCUGGCGUGAGAGAGGUGGUGUGCAUGACACUACUGGAAAAUAGUAUCAAGCUGCUGGCUGUACAGGAAUUGACUGACAGAGACGCACUGGAAAAGUUCUGCUCUGAAUUAAAUCAGCCAUCCCUACCCAACAUUCGUAAGUGGAAAGGAGUCAGAGGCUCUUGGAAGUGUGUCAUAUCCGAAAAGCCAUCAUCCUACCAAAACGAGAAAGCUGAAUAUUCUGGAUUUCUCUGGGACACGUCAGCUGGAAUUGAACUAAAGAAUGUAAUUUUACAAGAAAACCAACAAACUAAUGGCAGCAGCAAGAAUAUAUAUCCAUAUCCCUACAUUGCACAUUUCAAGGUCGGAACAAAUGAAGUAACACUGGUGAAUAUUCACUUGUCCCCUAACCUUGGGGAAGCCGGAAAGCACCAGAGUGACGGCCACAAAUUGGCAACCUUUGGCAAAACACUGCAGGAAACCCUGAAAGUGGAGAAGGAUGUGAUCAUUUUAGGAGGUUUUAGCCUCCCCCCAGAUGUCGGUGACUUUGAUUCGCUGCGUAAAGAGAAGUUUCAAAACCUACUUCCAGCAAGCACCUUCACCAACAUCAGCACAAGUAACCCGCAGGGGAACAAGUCCCUCGACAACAUCUGGGUCAGUAAGAGCUUAAGAAAAGUUUUCACAGGUAUAUCUUUAGUUGUAAGAGAAGGCCUCACUAAUCCGUGGAUCCCAGAUAACUGGUCCUGGGGUGGAGUGGCUUCGGAGCACUGCCCUGUACUAGCCGAAUUCUACAUUGACAAAGACUGCAAUAGGAAAGAGGUCAAUCCCAAGGCCAAUGGAGUUACAGUAGAAAGGAAUGAUACAAAUACAAAGCACGAAAGAUGAAAACUCAAGGGAUUUUUUCCCUUUUUUUGACUGUGAAUCCUGAACCCAAAACUUUACGCUUUGCAUACUUUAAAUACUAAUUUUUUGUUCCAAGUACCCUGCCACAUCUCAUGCUGUAAAUGGAUAUUAUAUAUAAUGAAAUGUGUUAUAUCAGCCACUGUCUAACUUUCCAUCUCACCUUUGUGUGGAAUGUUGCGGACAUGGACAAUAUAUAAAACAUUGAUAUAGAACAUAUAUGAGAAAAGGAAAAUACUUAAAAAUUUCUGUGAAACCAUUUUUUUUUCCUUUUAUUUUUAACUGAUUCUUGUCAAGCAAUGCAAUAAUCUAAGACUGUAAAAAUGAGACCUUUAACACUGUCAGCAAUUUUUUCUCAAAUAAAUUAAUGAAAUUAC